AUGGAACAAAAAAUUAGUUUAUUAUUUUUUAUUAAAUAUGCUCUGUUUAUUAUUUCAACUUGGAUGUACUAUCUUCGAAGUGAUUUGAGGACGUUUAAAAAAACUUUUUGUGAAUUCUACAAACUUGAUGGAAAAUUAAGAACAAGAAGAUAUAGAUUACUAGCAAAAUAUAAGCAGAAUAAAAAUUCAAAUACUGUAGAACUAAUGGAGGGUAUAUCAAAUAGUAAAGUGAACGUAAUUAAGGAUUUUUCUAAUAAUGAAAAAGGAUCCAUAGAAAAAAAAAAACAAUUAAAUAAAAGUUCAUUAAAUAGUUCUGGAAUCCAUGAUGAAUCGCUAAAAUAUAAACCUUUUAUAUUUGAAACAAAAAAUUAUUCCUAUUUUGAAAAAAAAAUAUUUAAAGAACUUGAUAAUACAGAAUUUCUUAUAAGGAAUAGGACAAUGAGUAAUAGAACAUACAAAAAAAUUAAGUUUGAAAAAAGAAGACUACGUUUUUCUUUAGGUUUAUUAUUGUUAAUACUAGUUUUAGCGGUACCUUUAAUAGAUUUUUUCUUUUAUUUUGCAUGUGGAAAAGAGAUAUUGAGUGAAUUGGGUCUUUUAUCCAUAGAUAAUAUGGGUCUUAAAUCUUAUUUUCCUCGAGUAGGAGGGUGGUUAAAAAAUGUAUUAGGCCUAGAAAAUACCAUGUUCAGGGGAGUAAUAAAAAUUCGUUCUAUUCUAGAAUAUUGCGUUCCUAUACUUAUAAUAUUUGUAGUAAUAAUAUUAUGUAUUGUUUAUUACUAUAAAAAAGUUAUGAAAUAUGAAAAACUUAAGUUCAGGAAAAAAUUAAAAGAAUAUUAA
Molecule: messenger RNA, 834 nt
Organism: Plasmodium malariae
Lineage: Eukaryota; Apicomplexa; Aconoidasida; Haemosporida; Plasmodiidae
Product: fam-l protein
Exons: 2
Coding region: 1-834 (277 amino acids)
Source: RefSeq, a predicted model, not a curated record